AGCCUUCUUUCAAUCCAAACCACGUUUUUUUUCUCAUUGUACCCAUUACCUUAUUCACAAAUAAUUUUUCAACUGACACCUGUACGUCCCAAAAAUACAAUCGAACAUCAUAUCACUAAUACCUGAAUGCGGUCGAACAAGACAUUUUCUCCCGGUAACGGUUUCCGUAUUAUUUAAAGCUGUUAUAAAUAUCUUCAUCUGGCCCAUAUAAGUUCAUUCACUAAUUAUAAUGUUGACCAUAAUGUUCCAAUCGAAUUUGUUUAUACUAGUUACUAGUGUCUUUGUUAGUGUACGCAGUGAUGUGAACGAAAUAGACCGUCAGUUUCAAGGUUACGUUUACCCCCAGCCUCCUCCAGCUGUCCAACUUGACGAAGAACCUCCAGUUUUACCUCCAUUAUAUUUACCACCGGUUUUUGAUGAAAUCCCUUUGGUGCCCACCCCUGUACAUCCCCCGCCAUCGAGCUAUUUACCUCCGACACCUCCGUCUGGUUACCUACCACCCUCACCCGAUAUAUUUCCUCCUUUAUACCAAGAUGAUUCAAUUGUUGUUACUGCUCCUCCAAAUUUUCGAUUGGAAAACAUGUCUUGCAUACAAGGGAGUAAUUUUCGCGCCACAUUUAAAAUGGAGGGAAAUACGCCACAGUUUGCUACUGUAGAUGAAGGUGAGGAAUCUUGUGUAACUGCAGCUAGUGACAACAGGUUCAGGAUAGAGCUGGACAGCUUUAAUAGUAUGAUAAAAUGUGGUGUAAGAAAAUGUAGCCAAAAGGGACAAAAUAUGGAAGGUGAUAAUAAUAUGUGUUUGGUGCUAAGGAUACCUGCUGUAAGAGGAGUGAGAUUACCAGAGGAUGGCAUGGUUACUCUUAUGUGUAUCCCGCAGGAGAGGGUGGUUACCCAGACAAGGCAUCUCAAACUAGGCAGAAACAAAAUUCAACAAGUUGCAAAAGGUCGUUCAUCUAAUAGUUUUCUUGCUACUGGCGGCACUAGAAAAGACCUUAGAACCCGAAUUGGUAUAUUUCGAAAACGCCCUGGUACCAACGUUUUUGAUCAAAGCGUUCAGGCUGAUAAUAUCAUACACCUAGGAGAGGAAUUAAUGCUUAGGGCUGUUAUAAGUGAAGGAGAUGGCAAGAUUUACUUUGAUAUGCCUAUAGGAUUUCUUGCUGCAAGUAAGAUAAAAUUUGCUACAAUUUGUAAAAAAAGGGCGACACAACAUUGUACUCAAAAAUACAAAGCCAUUUUUUACAGUGUAGGAGGAUAUUAUAAGAUCCAAUUGUUAACCCUUUUAGGUUGGAAAAGUAGUCAUAUAGGUCCUGUAUUAAUAACGGGUAUAAACUCCAAGAAGUCAGCUCUUCUAUUGACCCAAAACGGUUGUGUUAACCCUUCAAUGAGAACGAUUUGUCCGAAGCAACCACACCGUGCAACUCCUUUAAGCACGGAACUAAUUUUCCGGGCGUUUUUAUUUCAAGAGUCCCCCCAAGGAGACGAAAUGGUCCUCUCUGUUAGGACCCAGGGCUGUUUGCACCCUCAAGACUGUGUCGUCAAGGCAGAGUCCUGUGUGGAAGAUGUUAGCCACCUUUCAAGAUUAAAGCGAGAGUUGAAUGUGAAAAACGAAAGUGAAUAUCCAGUGACAAAUUGGGAGUCACAGUUGACAUUUAAAGUGGAACCGUCAUUGGAGGCCAAAUCUAAUAAACGCAAUAAUAAUAAUAAUAAUAAUACAAAAAAUGAAAAUUUCUUAAGCAUAGUUUGUAUUGCCUUAGUAGUCGUAAUGUUUGGUAUAUUUAUUUUGAUAUUCUUAGUUUGGCACAUCUGUAAGACUCAAAGUCCAAAGAAUUAA
This is a messenger RNA of Anthonomus grandis grandis, 1831 nucleotides long. RefSeq lists its product as uncharacterized. Bases 230 to 1831 code for a protein of 533 amino acids. The record is from RefSeq and is a predicted model, not a curated record. The transcript has 5 exons. NCBI's taxonomy places the organism in Eukaryota, Metazoa, Arthropoda, Insecta, Coleoptera, Curculionidae.